Gambusia affinis (western mosquitofish) is the source of this 2089-nucleotide messenger RNA. It is a transcript of the gene eefsec, whose product is annotated as eukaryotic elongation factor, selenocysteine-tRNA-specific. Bases 20 to 1753 code for a protein of 577 amino acids. Gene Ontology annotation, molecular function: GTP binding; GTPase activity; translation elongation factor activity. The record is from RefSeq and is a predicted model, not a curated record. NCBI's taxonomy places the organism in Eukaryota, Metazoa, Chordata, Actinopteri, Cyprinodontiformes, Poeciliidae. The transcript has 7 exons. Gene Ontology annotation, biological process: selenocysteine incorporation.
UCUCCAGACCGUGGAGAAAAUGACAGAGUCACCAGACAGUCGGGCUAAAACUCUGAACUUUAAUAUCGGGGUGCUCGGCCAUGUGGACAGUGGGAAGACCUCGCUGGCCCGAGCGCUGAGCAGCACAGCCUCCACGGCCGCCUUCGACAAGAACCCGCAGUCCCGUGAAAGGGGCAUCACGCUGGACCUGGGCUUCUCUUCCUUCACCGUGGAUUGUCCUGAUCACCUGCGUGACGGCGGGGGACAGCAACCCUAUGACAGCCUCCAGUUCACCCUGGUGGACUGUCCGGGACACGCCUCUCUCAUUCGGACCAUCAUUGGAGGUGCGCAAAUCAUCGACCUGAUGAUGUUGGUGGUGGACGUUGUGAAAGGCGUGCAGACUCAGACUGCAGAGUGUCUGCUGAUAGGAGAACUGACCUGCCCCCGCAUGGUCGUCGUCCUGAACAAGAUCGACCUGCUGCCGCCUAACAAGAGACAAAGUGCCAUUGAGAAAAUGACCAAAAGGCUACACAAAACACUGGAGAGCACACGAUUCAAGGAAUGUCCGGUGAUUGCUGUGGCAGCGAAGCCUGGAGGCCCAGAGGCCCCUGAAACAGAGGAGCCACAGGGAGUGCCAGAGCUAAUUGAGCUUUUGAAGCAACAGACGUACCUCCCCAAGAGGGAUGCUAAAGGUGACCUUCUUAUGGCUGUGGAUCACUGCUUCUCCAUCCGCGGUCAGGGAACGGUCAUGACUGGGACCGUCCUGCAGGGAUCACUGGCCAUUAACGACACAGUGGAAAUCCCAGUGCUAAAGGUGACCAAGAAAAUAAAGUCGGUGCAGAUGUUUCGGAAGCCGGUGUCGGGGGCCAUGCAGGGGGACCGUGUGGGUGUGUGCGUGACACAGUUCGACCCUAAACUGCUGGAGCGCGGCUUGGUGUGCACUCCGGGUUCCCUGCGCACCCUCUACGCAGCCAUCAUCUCCACCAGGAAGAUCGGAUACUUUAAGGGUUCCCUCGCCACCCGGGCCAAGUUCCACAUCACGGUGGGUCACGAGACGGUCAUGGCGAAGGUGACCUUCUUUGGCUUACCCCCUGCUGACACCAAACCGACUCCGUCAGAGCCGUCCUCACUGGAAACGCCCUUCACCUUUGAGAGGGAGUAUUCCUACCAGGACGAGUACGUUAGCAGACAAAAAGAAGCGGCUUCGGGGCCCGACCCAGAACAGUGGGCUUUAUUGGAGUUUGAGCGUCCUGUCACAUGUCCCGCGCUCUGUCUGGUGAUCGGCUCCAAGCUGGACACGGAUAUCCACGCCAACGCGUGUCGGCUGGCCUUCCAAGGCCGCUUGCUGCACGGGUUUGAAGACAAAAGUUACGCCGAGACUUCUCUGCCUCAGCUACGCAUCUUCAAGACCAAACAUAAGGAGGGACAAGUGGAGAGGGUGACUGAUGAUUACUCUGUGAUCGGCCGCAGUCUGUUCAAAAAGGAGACCAACCUCCAGCUCUUUGUGGGGUUAAAGGUUACUCUGUCGACAGGGGAGAGUGGCGUUAUCGAGGGCGGGUUUGGACAGAGCGGGAAGUUCAAGAUCCGUAUUCAAGAGGGUCUUCGCCCGGAGACCAAGCAGCUGUUGUCCUCCUCCAAGAAGAAGGGGAAAAGCGGCAGCAAAGGCGAGCCGGCAGCCGAAGAGGAGCCCAAAAGAGAGUCCCAGCCUGUCGGCAUUCACCUGCAUUUCAAGAGAUACGUGUUUGAUCCCCAUAAGAAGAUGGCUCAGUCCUGACCCCUGCACGCUCCUCUGAUUCUUAGAAACAGGCCAUGAGAGCAGCUUCAGAGGUUUGGGAGCCUUUUUCUUUUUUCUGGAAGAUGGAGACAGUCUGCAGAAAUGCGAUGAUUGAGGAAUGUUGAGCACAUGUGAAACAGUGAUUGUUUUAUCUCUCUCUCUAAUCCUGUUUGCUCCACCACGAGAGGGGAAAGCUGCUCUUUCUUUUCAUGAUACACGACUUUCAUUUAAUGAUCCAAAUCUGCUGAUGUUUACUAAAUUUUACUUAUAAAAAAAUGAUAAUUUUGCAAUUCCUCUGUCUUGAUCGAUUAAAAUAAUCACUAGCAGAACUGCAGA